Aspergillus steynii IBT 23096 is the source of this 1374-nucleotide messenger RNA. Its product is annotated as S-adenosyl-L-methionine-dependent methyltransferase. NCBI's taxonomy places the organism in Eukaryota, Fungi, Ascomycota, Eurotiomycetes, Eurotiales, Aspergillaceae. Gene Ontology annotation, molecular function: O-methyltransferase activity; protein dimerization activity. The transcript is spliced from 5 exons. The record is from RefSeq and is a predicted model, not a curated record. The annotation marks the transcript as partial.
UAAUGCAAACCAACAGAAUUGACGAAAUCUCCUCUCUUUCAGAGGCGGCGUUUUCCUCUCUGACGAAAUAUCAAACAACCGGGAAGAACUCCGACCGUCUUUGUACCCUGCAGCAGCUGGUCCAGUUAACCAGAGCCCUAGAGAAACCGGCUGACACUAUAUAUCGGCUCUUUCUAUCGCCUACAGUCCUCAUGGCCAUCAACAUUGCCAUUGAUAUCGGUGUUUUCGAAAUCCUCGCAAAGACAGAAUCCUUCGUCACAAGCAGUGAGCUUAUUGCUGGGAAACAAGUGGACAAAGCUCUCCUGGAGCGGAUCAUGCGUGUCCUCGUCAUGAGCGGUUUCGCAGGCGAGCACGGCUCGGGCCAAUACUUCCCAACCCAACUAUCGAAGCAAAUAACGGUGCGAACAUCUCGCGGGACCGCAGAAUACCUUUUCAAGGAUUUCCUGCCCAUAAUCCACAAAACCCCCGUGUUCUUGAAGGAGACCCAAUAUCGAAACCCCCUCGAUCCUACCAACGGCCCCUUCCAAUAUACGUACAAUACGCAGCUAUCAUGCUGGGGCUGGCUGGCUGAAAAUCCGGACGUAGCAAGCCGGUUCAAUACCUUCAUGGAGGGCAAUCGCGGCGAUCUCCCCCACUGGAGUGACUGGUUUCCCGUCCAGAGUCGCCUGGUGGAUGGUGCUGAUGGUGGGCCGUUCCUCGUUGACGUCGCAGGAGGCCGAGGCCAUGAUCUUCUGGCUUUCAAGAAGUCGUUCCCUCGAGUUCCAGGGGCUCUUGUCCUGGAGGACUUGCCGUCGGUGAUUGCCGAUAUACGUGAUUUAGACCCGGAUAUUCGGAAGAUUGAGUAUGAUUUUUUCACUCCACAGCCGGUACAAGGCGCCCGUGCUUAUUAUUUCAAACAUGUCCUGCAUGACUGGUCGGAUGAGAAUUGCCGCGUCAUUCUCAAGCACACGAAGGCUGCCAUGAGGAAAAGGUACUCGAAACUGUUGAUCGAGGAGCAUGUCAUGUCUGACCGAAAUCCUUGCGCUCGCCACACGCUGAUAGACAUGGGAGUGAUGCUUCUUGGUAACGGCAUGGAGCGAACCCGGUCGAUGUGGAUGGAGCUGCUGGAGUCGAUGGGAUUCACCAUCCAGAGAAUCUGGGCUCCGGUGAAAGAGGGGCUAGACCUGAUCGAAGCUGAAUUGGGUGAUUAUGCACCCCAAGAUGGGAGCGCGUAAAAGAGUUCCAGUAGCGGUAAAAAUUGAUCGACGGGUUGGAAAGAACAUCUGAGUCUUUCGUGCUGCACAUUUCGGUUUCUAUUGGUUUCAAGGAUCAAAAAAGAGGAAUUCAACAUCUGUAUCAGAGCAAUAAACAGGCAUCAUAUGAAUAGCUUCUGCA